This is a messenger RNA of Hemibagrus wyckioides, 3560 nucleotides long. RefSeq names its product mutL homolog 3 (E. coli) (gene mlh3). The coding region runs from base 142 to 3504 and encodes 1120 amino acids. Gene Ontology annotation, molecular function: ATP hydrolysis activity; ATP binding; mismatched DNA binding. The record is from RefSeq and is a predicted model, not a curated record. The transcript is spliced from 13 exons. Gene Ontology annotation, biological process: mismatch repair. NCBI's taxonomy places the organism in Eukaryota, Metazoa, Chordata, Actinopteri, Siluriformes, Bagridae. Gene Ontology annotation, cellular component: mismatch repair complex.
GAUGUCCUUGUUAUUCUUUUUCCCCCCACAGUGUGUCUAGUUUGUUUUUAGAAGUGUCACACGAAAAUGGCUGUUCAUCAGAGCAAACCUUCUUAAACACGCCAUGGCAAUGAGAGCUGUUACUGUUACUGAGACCCGAGAAUGAUCAAAAGUCUCUCAAAAGAAGUUCAAUCACAGUUGCGCUCUGGAGUUGCCAUUUACUCAUUGCAGCAAUGUGUAGAGGAGCUUCUACUGAACAGCAUCGAUGCUGGAGCCACAUGUGUGGCUGUGCAGAUCGACAUAGAGGCCUGCAAAAUUCAGGUCCUAGACAACGGCUCAGGCAUAGACCGAGACAACAUGGAGAAGGUCGGGAUCAGAUACUGCACGAGCAAAUGCAGCUCCAUUGAGGAUUUGGGUAAUCUUUGCUUUUAUGGGUUCAGAGGAGAAGCGAUCGCCAGCAUGGCCACCAUGGCAACCAUGGUGGAAAUCACCUCUCGGACCAAGACGUCGGUGAAAACGUUUGUUAAAAGGUUUCACAAAGGUAAAGCGUCUGAUGUUUUCGAGUCUCAGACUACGCGCCCAUCAGCCGGGACAACGGUGCUGAUUUGUAACUUCUUUCACAACAUGCCAGUCAGGAGAAAAAGGAUGGACUCUGUGCUGGAGGUUGAGCGUGUUCGUCAGAGAGUGGAGGCCGUAUCGCUGAUGCAUCCGUCGGUGUCAUUUACUGUAAAAAGAGAUUGUUCUGGUACACUUCUGGUACAGCUUCCAAAAGCUAGGAACACUUACUACAGAUUUGUUCAGAUCCAUGGACUGAAUAGAGCCCAGAAGCUUAGAGAGCUGAAUUACACGUUUGGACAGUUUGAAAUGAUUGGGCAUGUUGGCCGAGAGGGACACUACAACAACAGCCUGCAGUUCCUCUUCGUCAACGAACGACUUCUUCUGAAAACACGUCUUCACAAACUGCUCAACUGCCUUCUCAGGAGACUGAGUAAUGUCCAAAGCAACAAUCCAAAUGUUCCCACUGUUGUCUCAAGCCCUAAACAAAAAAGCAAUGCUGAUUCACAUGGAGUGUAUAUCAUUAAUAUCAAGUGUCCCUAUUCGGAGUAUGAUGUAUGCCUGGAGCCUGCAAAGACUCUUAUAGAAUUCAGAGACUGGGAUAGCGUGCUCAUGGGCGUCGAGGAGGGCAUAAAAGCGUUUCUUACAAAGGAGAACUUGGUAUCAGAGUGUUCUAUGAGUGACCUCCAAAACUUUAGGAACAAGGAAGGCAGUCCUGGAUGGAGCAUAAAUACUGAAGAUGCAGGAAGGUUACCAGUUGAUGAAAAAACAGACGUUGGGCAGUAUGAAGAGAUGCCUGAACCUGAACCAGAUUCUAAAACAGAUUCAGAUUCAGACCAUGAUGUGAACAAUGAUCCAAACACACAAUGCACUGCUAGGAAUGACAAUAUCUCACCACUCUGUGUAAGCAGCAAAAAUUCCAAGAUUGCUAUCAUUGACCAGAAAGUGGCACAUGACAGUUUGAAGCAUUUCUCUGAGCCAAGUCUGAGUCAUGCACCGAAGAGAAAGCUGACAUUACUCCAUGCUCAGAGUCAAAUUCUCAGCUGUGAGCCAAAGAUCUCCAGGGUCACUCCACGUCGCAAAUUAACACUGUCUUUUGAAACUGGAUCUCUUGACAAAUUCAAGAGGAUGUUUGGAAAGGAGGUUGAACUGAAAUCCCAAACAACGAACGCACAAAUCCCUAAAGUUGUAUAUCCGACAGACUCUUUGGACUGUUGUGCUUUGAUCGCAAGCAGCGAUUUAGUCAGUUCUGGAAGUAUACAUGUAGAAGAUGUUGGAGUAGAUCGCUUUUUGUCCAAGGACAAUUCUGCAUUUAAGAAGUCGCAGUGUUCCUCAUCAGUCAAGAGGAAUAGAAUAUCGUUAGCGACCAAGCUCUUUCGAAAAGUAGAAGGUGAAGAUAAAAAAAAUACGCUGCAAAUCGAUGACCCUGGAACACAAGAUCCUGACACUAGUCCCGAUUCUCUGUCAGUUCUAUCAAAUAAUGACGUUUUUUCAAAUCCCAGCGUUAUAGCUGAGAACUGCGUAAUGACUGUUCCUGAUGAGGAUGACCGUUCGGAUGAACCCACAUUCACUGCUCCCAAAGGACAAGAAAUGUCAACAAGCACCACCGCCUCCACCACCUCUGAAGACUCUGAGCUCACCAGAAAUACGACUUCCCCUAAACCCGAGAACCCCCAAGGUCAAAUAGUUGACCCUGCAUCACAACAUGACCUACUGCCCUCCAAAACAGGAAAUGAGGAACAGGCUGCAAAUGAAAGCCGGGGUCAGGAGAGUGAGGAGACGACGCCUGGAUCAAGCGACUGGCUGACACAUUACGAUGAUUCAUUAGGAAAGUUGGUGUGCAUCAAUCAAGUGACAGGACUCAGUAAAUAUAGGGAUCCAUCAGUGAAGGAGACUCGAGUCCCUUGCUCUGCAAACCUCACCAACAUGGCGGUCAGUGUUGUUUCAAAGACAGGAUUUGAAUACAGAUGCUACCCUUUUCAAACAGACCUUGUAUUGCCCUUUCUCCCCAAACCUAGAGCAGAGAGAGUCUGUAGCACAAUAGAAAAUGGAGGUCCCAGUUCCCUGUCCACUCUGUACUCUGAGUGGAAUAACCCCGUGUUUGUUCGACCACCUCAGGUUGCCGUGGACGUGACAAGCGGCCAAGCCGAAGGCUUUGCCGUUAAAAUCCACAACAUUCUCUUCCCCUAUCGCUUCACUAAAGAAAUGAUCCACUCAAUGAAGGUUAUUCAUCAAGUAGACAAGAAAUUUCUCGCCUGUGUUAUUAAUACUGAAGACCAAAAUGCAACAGAGUCUAGUAAAGAUGAAGGAAACCUUCUUGUACUGGUCGAUCAACACGCAGCUCAUGAAAGAGUUCGCUUGGAGGGGCUUGUAACAGAGUCUCAUGAGGACAACCCAGACACACCAGGUAAAAAGAGACUGUGUGGAUCGAGUGUAAGUCCUCCGCUGAAGAUCCACAUGACUGAGGAUGAGAUACGACUGCUGAGGCUCUAUCAGAAUUCCCUAAGAGACCUAGCUCUAGAAAUCAGCUUCCCUCAGACGGAGCAGCCGUGUGUCCUCGUGGAGCGACUCCCCACAUGUUUCAUAGAGAAAGAGAACUCAGAAAAGCGACGUGGGAGACGUAGCGUCAUCUUGUCCAUUGCAGAGGAAUACCUACGAGAGCUCAUUGAGGCACUGAGAUCAACAGGAAGAGUAAAAAGCACUUUGCCUUUAACAGUCCACAAUGUCCUUGCUUCGCAGGCUUGUCAUGGAGCAAUUAAGUUCAAUGAUGUUCUGAGUAAAGAGGAGUGCUGCAGUCUGGUGGCGUCGCUCUCAUCCUGUCAGCUGCCCUUCCAGUGUGCUCAUGGACGACCCUCCAUUGUUCCUCUAGCUGAUCUUCUCCACUUAGAGGAUGGACAGGACCGGCCCAAACCAAACCUCAGGAAAUUGCGAAGAAUGUACAAGGCAUGGCAACUUUAUGGAAAGAAUUAAUUUAAAAAAAAAAAAAAAAAAAAGACAUGAAAUGUAAUAGAGAAUACCACAUUCGU